This is a messenger RNA of Drosophila busckii, 627 nucleotides long. RefSeq names its product ras-related protein rab7-like. The transcript is spliced from 2 exons. Gene Ontology annotation, biological process: phagosome-lysosome fusion. The record is from RefSeq and is a predicted model, not a curated record. Gene Ontology annotation, cellular component: lysosome; phagocytic vesicle; late endosome. Bases 1 to 627 code for a protein of 208 amino acids. Lineage: Eukaryota; Metazoa; Arthropoda; Insecta; Diptera; Drosophilidae. Gene Ontology annotation, molecular function: GTPase activity; GTP binding.
AUGAGUCAUCAGCAAAAAGUAUCCAAAAACGAAAAGAUAGUAAAAGUAUUACUAUUGGGAGACAGCUUUGUCGGAAAGACCUCAAUAAUCAACCGUUAUGUGCUUCAAAUACCCACUAAAACUUACAAGGCAACGGUCGGGGUGGACAUUUGUUCGAAGCACAUAAUUGUGAACUUUCGUGUCGUCACCCUGCAGCUUUGGGAUACUGCUGGACAGGAGCGAUUCCAUACACUCGGCAUUGCUUUCUAUCGCGGUGCUGAUUGUUGUGCACUCGUCUUUGAUGUAACGAGUCCAAGCUCUUUCAAGAAUCUACAGACAUGGCAUGAUGAGUUUCUCAUAUUGUCCAAUCCUCGCAAUCCCGAAAAUUUUCCUUUUGUCGUCCUAGGCAAUAAGGUUGACCUAGAGAACCGCCAAGUAUCCAGGCACCAAGCUGAAAAAUGGUGUAAAUUGAAAAAUAUGCCCUAUUUUGAAACAUCCACCUUGGACGGACUAAAUGUGAAGCAAGCAUUCCUGGAACUAGCCGAAAAAGCAGUAGAGCAGAUGGAAGAAGAGUUAGAUACACCAGACUUCCCUGAUGUUAUAAAAUUAGAUCAGAAAUCAUAUAAACGUAAAAAGUGUUACUGCUAG